AUGGGGUGCUGCGCCGGGAAGCCGCAGCUGCUGCUGCUGCUGCUGCUGCUGGCGCUCGUCUUGCAGCUCUGGAGCCCCUGCGUGGGUGCAGACCCGGAGAGGCCUUCCAGCAUCCCCACAGAUAAAUUAUUAGUCAUAACUGUAGCAACAAAAGAAAGUGAUGGAUUCCAUCGAUUUAUGCAGUCAGCCAAAUACUUCAAUUAUACUGUGAAGGUCCUUGGUCAAGGAGAAGAGUGGAGAGGUGGUGCUGGAAUUAAUAGUAUUGGAGGGGGCCAAAAAGUGAGAUUAAUGAAAGAAGUCAUGGAACAUUAUGCUAAUCAAGAGGAUUUGGUUGUUUUGUUUACUGAGUGCUUUGAUGUCAUAUUUGCUGGUGGUCCAGAAGAAGUUCUAAAAAAGUUCCAAAAGUCAAACCAUAAAGUGGUCUUUGCAGCUGAUGGAAUUCUGUGGCCAGACAAAAGACUAGCAGACAAGUAUCCCAUUGUGCACUUUGGGAAACGCUACCUGAAUUCGGGAGGAUUUAUUGGCUAUGCUCCAUAUAUCAACCGUAUAGUCCAGCAGUGGAAUCUCCAGGAUAAUGAUGAUGAUCAGCUCUUUUACACUAAAAUUUACAUUGAUCCACUGAAGAGGGAGGCUAUUAACAUCACAUUGGAUCACAAAUGCAAAAUUUUCCAGACUUUAAAUGGAGCUGUAGAUGAAGUUGUUUUAAAAUUUGAAAAUGGCAAAGCCAGAGCUAAGAAUGUAUUUUAUGAAACAUUACCAGUGGCACUUAAUGGAAACGGACCCACCAAGAUUCUCCUGAAUUAUUUUGGAAACUAUGUACCUAAUGCAUGGACACAGGAUAAUGGCUGCACUCUUUGUGACUUGGAUACAAUUGACUUGUCUACAGUAGAUGUCCAUCCAAAUGUAACAAUAGGCGUUUUUAUUGAACAACCAACCCCUUUCCUACCUCGAUUUCUGGACAUAUUGUUGACACUGGAUUACCCAAAAGAAGCACUUAAACUCUUUAUUCAUAAUAAAGAAGUUUAUCAUGAAAAGGACAUCAAGGUAUUUUUUGAUAAAGCUAAACAUGAAAUCAGUACUAUAAAAAUAGUAGGACCAGAAGAAAACCUAAGUCAAGCUGAAGCCAGAAACAUGGGAAUGGAUUUUUGCCGUCAGGAUGAAAGCUGUGAUUAUUAUUUCAGUAUCGAUGCAGAUGUUGUUUUGACAAAUCCAAGGACCUUAAAAAUUUUGAUUGAACAAAACAGAAAGAUCAUUGCCCCUCUUGUAACUCGUCAUGGAAAACUGUGGUCCAACUUCUGGGGAGCUUUGAGUCCUGAUGGAUACUAUGCUCGAUCGGAAGAUUAUGUAGAUAUUGUUCAAGGGAAUAGAGUAGGGAUAUGGAAUAUCCCAUACAUGGCUAACGUGUACUUAAUUAAGGGAAAGACGCUCCGAUCAGAGAUGAAUGAAAGGAACUAUUUUGUUCGUGAUAAAUUGGAUCCUGAUAUGGCUCUGUGCCGAAAUGCUAGAGAAAUGACUUUACAAAGGGAAAAAGACUCCCCUACUCCGGAAACAUUCCAAAUGCUCAGCCCCCCAAAGGGUGUGUUUAUGUACAUUUCUAACAGACAUGAAUUUGGAAGACUUUUAUCAACUGCUAAUUACAAUACUUCACAUUAUAACAAUGACCUCUGGCAGAUUUUUGAAAAUCCUGUGGACUGGAAAGAAAAAUAUAUAAACCGGGAUUAUUCAAAGAUUUUCACUGAAAAUAUAGUUGAACAGCCUUGUCCCGAUGUCUUUUGGUUUCCCAUCUUUUCUGAAAAAGCCUGUGAUGAAUUGGUGGAAGAAAUGGAGCAUUAUGGCCAGUGGUCUGGGGGGAAACAUCACGAUAGCCGUAUAUCUGGUGGUUAUGAAAAUGUCCCAACUGAUGAUAUCCACAUGAAGCAAAUUGAUCUGGAGAAUGUAUGGCUUCAUUUUAUCCGGGAGUUUAUUGCACCCGUUACACUGAAGGUCUUUGCAGGUUAUUAUACGAAGGGGUUUGCACUAUUGAAUUUUGUAGUGAAAUACUCCCCUGAAAGGCAACGCUCUCUUCGCCCUCAUCAUGACGCUUCUACAUUUACCAUCAACAUUGCACUCAAUAACGUGGGAGAAGAUUUUCAAGGAGGCGGAUGCAAAUUUCUGAGGUACAACUGCUCUAUUGAAUCACCCAGAAAAGGCUGGAGCUUCAUGCAUCCAGGGAGACUCACACAUUUGCAUGAAGGACUUCCUGUUAAAAAUGGAACGAGAUACAUUGCAGUGUCAUUUAUAGACCCCUAA
Puma concolor (puma) is the source of this 2289-nucleotide messenger RNA. It is a transcript of the gene PLOD2, whose product is annotated as procollagen-lysine,2-oxoglutarate 5-dioxygenase 2. Gene Ontology annotation, biological process: peptidyl-lysine hydroxylation. Gene Ontology annotation, molecular function: iron ion binding; L-ascorbic acid binding; procollagen-lysine 5-dioxygenase activity. Gene Ontology annotation, cellular component: endoplasmic reticulum. NCBI's taxonomy places the organism in Eukaryota, Metazoa, Chordata, Mammalia, Carnivora, Felidae. The record is from RefSeq and is a predicted model, not a curated record.